GGGAAACAAAGGUGGAACAACAUCUCGGUACAUUAGGACGCGAAAACUGGAAUAAUUAACUUUUUCUCAUCGGGAUAUCUUGGCAAAUAACAUAAGGUUUUCGUCAUGUCUCACAAACAGAUCUACUACUCCGAUAAAUAUGACGAUGAUAAAUACGAGUACAGGCACGUAAUGUUACCCAAGGACCUUGCUAAGCGUGUCCCCAAGACCCAUUUGAUGUCAGAGUCUGAAUGGAGGAACCUGGGGGUCCAGCAGAGCCAAGGAUGGGUGCAUUACAUGAUCCACCAGCCAGAGCCACACAUCUUGCUGUUCCGACGCCCGCUGCCGAGCCAGAAGUCAUAAGGCAGCGAUUCUCUGGGUCCUUGGAAGAUCAGUCCUACUUACACACCACCUCAGAUCAACUAAUCUAAAGUGGAGAUCAUGCUGUCAGAUUAUCAGGCUCUUGUGUGGUAGGUGACUUGUGAUUUGGGCUGAUCCCGUUGGACCUGGAGAAGGACUAUCACAGUUAUGAACAGUGGUUGUGGAAUGGAGUAUGUGUUGAUGGAGAGGGGGGAAAAAAAAUCAUCACCCUUCUCAUGGGGGGAAAGACUUAUGCAUGUGUUAACAGCGACACGCUGUCCACCAGAAACAUUCAAAUCAGCUUACACUGUCCUUUUUGACUUAACCUAUCUGUCCAACUUGCUGAACCUGCUUGGAUAUUCCAGCUUUUUAGAACAAUUAUAAAAUAUGGGGAGUGAAACUUGUUCAAACAUUUCACCAAUUCUCACUAAGUGCAUUCUGAGUAAAGCUCAGGUCAGAAGGAAAGGCAGAUAGAAAAGUUGGAUCCCAAAUGAAGUUUGUCUCUGAAACAUCAACCUGCGGUUUUAAGUGACAUGUCGCUGCUCGGUUUAAAUGACACUGUAAAUUGGCAUUUAACAAUUUUUGUCAUGUGCAUGAAAAUCCGCAUGAAUGGAGUUGCUAGAAACUUUGAUCCCUUUUUCCAUAAGAGCAUAUUUUGGCUUCUUUUAAGACAAAUGUCUCUUUGAUGGGUCUGCUUAGUAUUUAUGAAUGUGUUGCCCUUUCUGAAAUAAAUGUAAAACUUUUAAUCGUAUUAGUGUGGGCUUGUGUUUUUGCAGUGCGACUACACAGUGACCACUUGACACAUCAAAGAAAAUUGGGUGACAGUUAUAAUGGCAGAUACCCUUUUUAAUACUCUUUUAGAAUAAACCUGGAUCAUUGAGUUUGAGGUUGAAAAGCAAACUGCAUUGACUUGGGAACUUUGUCUUUCUUUUUAUUGUAUUAAUGCACUUGUUUUCGUUCUACUCGUUUCUAGUCACCUUCUGUCCUUCACUAGCACGUACUGAGCUGCUGUACCAUCUUUGAUACUGAAUUUUGCCUUGAAAACUUCUACUUGUAUAAACUAGUGCCUUUCUGUAAGGUUUGCAUUUGUCAAUUCUUUUUUAAAAAAAAACUGACAUCUUAAGAGCUGUUAAGCUUUCAGAAGAUUCAUUUAGUCUUAAAUGAAACCAUUGAUAUUAAAUUUGUGUUGGUUUAAAUCAAAACCCAUCAGAAUUAAAGUGAGCUAGACAAUAACACCGUUUUCUUUGAAGCAUGCAGCAAAAUAUGAGUCAAUUUCUCAUUC
Messenger RNA from Scomber japonicus (chub mackerel), 1621 nucleotides. RefSeq names its product CDC28 protein kinase regulatory subunit 1B (gene cks1b). Gene Ontology annotation, biological process: regulation of mitotic cell cycle. Gene Ontology annotation, molecular function: histone binding; protein kinase binding; ubiquitin binding. The record is from RefSeq and is a predicted model, not a curated record. Lineage: Eukaryota; Metazoa; Chordata; Actinopteri; Scombriformes; Scombridae. The transcript is spliced from 4 exons. Gene Ontology annotation, cellular component: SCF ubiquitin ligase complex; cyclin-dependent protein kinase holoenzyme complex. The coding region runs from base 106 to 342 and encodes 78 amino acids.